UCUAUUCGCCACAUUCGACCUAUUCUCACAGUUGAAAUGGCCUCUACGCUAGCACGUUGUCUUGUAUUAUCUUGUCUUGACUACUGCAACUCUCUGUUACAUGGAACUCCGGCGUAUCUAAUUUCCUCUCAUCAGUUCAUUCAAAACAGACUAGCUAAACUUGUUUUAGAAUUACAUCGUUUGUCUUCUAGCUCAUCAUCUCUUGCUCAUCUGCAC
Molecule: messenger RNA, 216 nt
Organism: Helobdella robusta
Lineage: Eukaryota; Metazoa; Annelida; Clitellata; Rhynchobdellida; Glossiphoniidae
Exons: 1
Source: RefSeq, a predicted model, not a curated record